CUUCGAAUCGUAAUUUUGAUUUCGGUUCGGGUUAUAACAAAACCCCAAAGUAUUAAAUUCAUAAAUUCCGUUCGUUCGGAUAUUUUGUACGAUUAGGAUUAGGUUUUGGUUUUUCCAGUUAGGGUUAGAGUAAAAAAGCCUAGGCCUGUAGUAUAGUUUCGGGGAAAGUGCAUCGUCAGAUAAAUAAAUUCCUUCCUUCCUUCAGUCGCUGGAUUUCUUCACCGACCAACCAUAACCAUCAAAGGCGAAUUGGAAAGUGUGACUAGGUUAAUGGAUCGAGAUGUUAGUACGACAUCUAAUUAUUCUGGAGAAGAAAGCUCUGGGACGGCAAAGAGGGAGGAGGACUUUGAGAGCUUUGGAAAAGAAAUCUAUGUGGAUUUUAAGAGAAGUGGCGAGGGUGUUCUUGCUGUAGCUUCUACCACCUAUUCCUUGAACGAAUUGGUCGAGUUCUUGGAAUCCCCGACGGUGAAGAUUCCUGUUGGAGCUCUAGACUUAGGAACGAUCACCCCUGUGGAGAUCUGGAAGGCCUUUGAACUGAGUGACUGGAAACGCCACUUCUCCACUGUCUUGGCCUUUGAUGUGGACGUUACUCCUGAGGCAAUUAAACUUGCGGAACAGUUGCACGUCAAAGUCAUCUGUGGUGGUAUGCUUGAAAGCCUGCACGACCAGUUCAAAGAGCAUAUCGAAGAGCUGGGAGAGGAUCCUAAAAUGGAGGAUGAAGCAAUCUUCCCAGGCAUCCUCAGCAUCUUACCCAACGCUGUGUUCAGCAAGGAAGACCCUAUUGUCCUCGGUGUCUUAGUUGUUGAGGGUUUCAUUAAGGUAGGAGUUCCCAUAUCCUAUGUCCGAACUGCUGGUUGUCUGGAUUUAGGACAUAUUGCAUGGAUUGAGAAACACCGCCAACCCGUCGAUGUUGCUAGUCUAGGCGAUACCGUCAUUAUCAAGAUUGUUGCAUCAAACCCGGAAGAAAAGAGACAAGCACUUAGCUUUGGAAGCCAUUAUGACACUAGUGAUGAUAUCCUUGUCGCUCGUAUUUCUAGGGGAUCUAUCUUUGCCCUCCGAGAUCAUCACAAGGAUAAACUAUCCUUCAGCGACGUGAAAGUGCUUUCUGAUCUCAAACGCGUUCUCAAUAUCAAGUAAUAUAUGUAUGUCUGAUGUUGGUCUUUCGUUUGUCAACAACAUCCAACUUUCCAUUUAAAAUCUGAACGACCUGGCCGCUCUUAGUUAUCAGAUCUUUUUAUAUAGGUAUAUGUAUUUUAUGAAAUCCUCCUAUUUUACUUGUCGCAUCUUUUAUAUGCUGAAAGUAAAUGGUUGAAUAUAAUAACAGUAGACCACGCAAUAAGGGGACUCA
Messenger RNA from Brassica napus (rape), 1348 nucleotides. RefSeq names its product eukaryotic translation initiation factor 5B. Bases 271 to 1137 code for a protein of 288 amino acids. The transcript is spliced from 6 exons. NCBI's taxonomy places the organism in Eukaryota, Viridiplantae, Streptophyta, Magnoliopsida, Brassicales, Brassicaceae. Gene Ontology annotation, molecular function: translation initiation factor activity. The record is from RefSeq and is a predicted model, not a curated record.